AUGCGUGCACCCGCUGCUGCGACAGCAAAUUCUAAUCCUCUUGAAGAAAAGAAGCUUCGGCCUUUCGAGAAUAACAAUUCGCGUAACCCCGCACACAGCGAUAUGCCAAAGUCUCCAGCAUCACCGAGACGACCAUGUGAAUCAUCAUUUGGGAAGCCAGAUGAGCCCUCUCAGUCAGAGUAUGUGACAAACGCAAUACAAGGUCUGUCCCUGGUCAAAGAUGCGGCAACCCCACAAAGCGGUCCCCAGAGUGCUGAAAGUGGGGAGUCUCUUGAGGAUGAUCAAUCCCACCUUUCCAACUCCUCUACCAAACAGCAGAGUUUCGAUACCAAGAGCAUGGCAUCAGUAACCACCUUUGCAAUGGACGAGAAAGAAAGCAUUCGUCCGGAUGACAGUGCGAGUGUCAGAGCGGCCGAGGACGAUGAAGCCUCAAAUGCACCGAGCAGAGAAUUGAGCUUUCAUCGUGACUCGGAACCUCUGGCAUCACCAACACGUACUAGCUCGCGACCAAAUACAUCUGGGGUCACUAUUGUUGCUCGCCGUUAUCAUACUUUGACCCUGACCAAUCCCCCGCGCUUCGGAGACCUUCCUGUCAUUCCAAUUGUUGAGGCCGAGAAUCUCGAUCAACAAUCGCGGCCAGAAGCUUCAGCUGAGCAACCGCCAGAAUCGCAUGAACGGGCACCCUCGCUUCCUAUUGCACCGGAUGAAAAACUUCUUGAUGCUCUCGCAACUCCCAAGGAUCGCCUACCUCUUUUGCAACUCGAAGAGAAAUUUUUAGGCUUCAUUGCGAAUCCCGAGAGUGAAUUCCUUGACCUUCCACCACAAAACUCUUUUGCCCGGUUGCUCGCACACAAACUAGCAGAUUAUUAUUGUCUUGCCCAUCGAAUCAACGAAGAUGGCACAUCGAUUCGUGUGUUCAAAACGCCUUGUGUAUCGAUACCCACACCUUUACAUGUAUUAGCACAGUCCGUUCCUGCUGGCCCAGCCCAGCCCCCUUCUGCGAUGGCUGUAAAAAUAAUGCGGAGGGCCGGAUUGGGUCCAAGACAGGCAUCCGCUGGCGGCAGCACCCCUGCAAGUUCUUCUGUCCCAUCGAAGACGACCUCGGAAGCUGGGCUGGAAACGAACAGUGAGGAAGGCGUCGUGUCGCCAGUCGACGGUACGCCGAAUAAAGACAAGUCGAAACUCACGAGGGAAGAGCGGGAAGCACAGUACAAAGCGGCUAGAGAGCGAAUAUUUGGCGAUUUUCAGGAGUCCGUGACGAGCGAGAGCGCGUCUACUGGAGAGAAUUCAGCUAGCAUCUCACGCUCCAGCUCAUCAAGUGGAAAGAGAAAAACACGAAAACACAAAACCCCGAAAGACGACAGCUUCGAGGCUCGCUCGGCAUUUAUUCCCAGCUAUAGUCCGAUGCACGCUCCGAAUUUGCACCAGCAAUACCCGCCCCAAUAUUCAGAGCAAGUCUACCAAGGUCCAUAUCAAGGCCCAACUAGUGGAUUCGGCGCAAACGUGAAUUAUGGCACUACUCCCACAUCAUCUUAUCCUAAUUUCGAUCAAUCGAUGCAGUACAAUAGUCCCGUGGGCUAUGGACCCAACGGCAAUCAGCAAUUCAGUCCAUCGGACUCUUGGUCAUCAAUACAGUCGCCCUCAUCGACCGGAUAUUUCAGCUACUCUGCAUCUCCAGCCAGCUAUCAGCAGCAUAUUCCACCAAUGAUGACACAGAUGAACAAUCAAUUCAUGCAGCAACCUCGUUCGGGCAUGCAGCAAUCGCAGAAUUGGAUGAACAAUCAAUUUGCAGCUCCCUAUCACCCCCCGCCCGGUUCUGCUAACUCGAACAUGAAUGGUUGGUCAGGCUAUCAGCCUACCGCAGCCAUCAAUAACUCGGCGACUUACGCAUACGGGCAACUUCCUGGGCAGAAUUUCGCCGGGAGCCCUACCUACAAUACGCACCAUCCCGGUCCAGGCACCUUCCCAAGGUCUUUAUUCAACCCACAGACACGUUCCUUCGUACCAAGUAAUACUCCAAGCCGCACGGCCGGACGCAAUGGGCGAAAGAAGCCUUCGCCAUCACCAAGCCAAAAUCGAGCCAGUACUGAUAAUUCGGGCAUACCCGCGGUGUUGUCACCACGUGGAUUUGAGAAAGGACCCCGUAAUUCUUCGUCGCCAAAGCCAAAAGAAGAUUCACUGCAACAGAAAUACGGUGCUCCAGCCCAUCUCCCCAAGAAGCCCCCACCGUCACAAGUCCCAUCAUCCUAUGAUGUGGAAAGCAUAAGCAAUACAACCUUGACUUCAGGACCACUUGCACUGAACGGAGGCGCAGCCGGUAGUGGGCCGGCCAGCGGUUCAUGA
Messenger RNA from Rhinocladiella mackenziei CBS 650.93, 2343 nucleotides. RefSeq lists its product as uncharacterized. Bases 1 to 2343 code for a protein of 780 amino acids. Gene Ontology annotation, molecular function: nucleic acid binding. Lineage: Eukaryota; Fungi; Ascomycota; Eurotiomycetes; Chaetothyriales; Herpotrichiellaceae. Gene Ontology annotation, biological process: galactose metabolic process. The record is from RefSeq and is a predicted model, not a curated record. The transcript is spliced from 3 exons.